Molecule: messenger RNA, 1693 nt
Organism: Mya arenaria
Lineage: Eukaryota; Metazoa; Mollusca; Bivalvia; Myida; Myidae
Product: cholecystokinin receptor type A-like
Exons: 2
Coding region: 280-1548 (422 amino acids)
Biological process (GO): neuropeptide signaling pathway
Cellular component (GO): membrane
Molecular function (GO): G protein-coupled peptide receptor activity
Source: RefSeq, a predicted model, not a curated record
UCUACAGUGAACAUUUCUCCGAUAUUGGCUUCCUUGCAGUGCCAGCGGCAUAGUGACUUUGUUGAAAUGUAUCUUGACUAAGGCAGUAUAUAGCAUGCAAUGGUAGAGCUUCGAUGAUGAAUAUUCGAUAUAACGAACCUCUUACUCCAUAUUUGUUUGGAAUGUGUUGAAGUCAUUGGAUCUGUCAAAGGAAGCUGGCAGGUUAUAAAUAAGUUGACAUGGUUGGAUAAAACAUAUUAUACAAGGAGAUUUGCUACUUCUUUGUCAGACUACGGCAUAAUGAUGACUGCGGACACCCUAGUGAACACCACGGCUAAGAUUGACCUUAUCCCGCUACCGAGUGGACAAAGUCAUGAACUAUUAAUGGCCGUCAUUGGAAUAUUAUCCUUCUUUUGUGUUCUUGGAACCGUUGGUAAUUCACUUGUGUUGUAUGUAUACGUCCGAAAAAGAAACAAAUUGGCGUCUACAGUUUUUAUCAUCACUCUAGCUUGUACAGAUUUAGUAACUUGUGUUUUAAUCAUCCCAUAUACGAUUGUCUUAGAAUACAUGGACUACUUCAUAAAGUAUGAUUAUUUGUGCAAGUGUUAUAUGUUUCUUAUUACUUCAAAUGUGCCGUUCUCUGCUUUUAUUAUGAUGGCUAUAGCUGUAGACAGGUAUUUCUGUAUCUGUCAUCCAUUCACACAUAUUUUGAAUACACAAAGAGCAAAACUCAUUAUAUCGCUCCUGGCAAGCUUUGCCUUUAUGCUUGGAAUUAUAACAGCUCUGAACUACGGCGUAUAUUUUAGAAUUGCAAAACCGUAUACCAAUAAUACAGUGCUAGUUGUACCAGAAAAUCGGCUGAAAGUGUCACCGCAAGAAGCUAGUGAUGGAAUUAUGUUCGUGCCAAAAGGCGGUUGGAACUACUCAAAAAUAGAAUAUUCUCUUAAUAGAACCAUACAACCAGCACGCGACAACCAAUCCAACUCUGUUCUGAUGUACGACGGCAUUUGCAAGCCAAAUGGGCUAAUAUUCAACCAUUCCUUCACUGAAACAUACCAGAAAAUAUAUUCCAGUUUCUUCGUUAUUGUGAUAGUAGUUGUUGUUAUUUUGUACAUAAUGAUAUACAGAUUUGUCUCGCUACGUCGCGCACGUCGACGACGCAUGCACUACCAACGAACCGGAUAUUCAUCAUGUAAGGACACCGCUUUAUCCUAUGUCAACACACGUACCUCACUUACAAAUGGCUGUGUCAAAACUGAACUUGAACCGGAUAGUGUGCUAGAGGAAAGACCAAGGUCCGAAAAAACGGAAAUUAACCGUCAAAUGACAAUUAGAGAGAAAGGUCUAGUUGCUAAUAUACGGACUGCUGGGAUGUUGUUUGUUGUAACCGCAGUGUUUAUUAUUGUAUUUCUACCAGCCUGGCUAAUGGCCCAUCAAGUCGUUCCGUAUAAUAUGUUGAUCUUUUAUAUGUACUUCUUUUACAAUGUUGCCAAUCCGAUUAUAUAUGCCUUUAUGAACAAGGCAUUUAGACGUGAUUUAAAGGAUGUUGUUGAAUGCCGUUUGACCUGAAUAUAACUUAUUCUUUGGCGUUUUAUUAUUUAGUUCAAUUAUUAUAUAGUGCACAUAUUUUGAUAACGUAAAUGCUUUGUAGUGAAAUAAUAAAUUUAUAAUGAUAAUUCUUGAUUUAUACUUACAUACUGUAUUCAACUUCAAU